Capsicum annuum is the source of this 384-nucleotide messenger RNA. RefSeq lists its product as uncharacterized. NCBI's taxonomy places the organism in Eukaryota, Viridiplantae, Streptophyta, Magnoliopsida, Solanales, Solanaceae. The coding region runs from base 1 to 384 and encodes 127 amino acids. The transcript is spliced from 2 exons. Gene Ontology annotation, molecular function: nucleic acid binding; RNA-DNA hybrid ribonuclease activity. The record is from RefSeq and is a predicted model, not a curated record.
AUGACUCCUUAUAAUCUUAACACGGAUGGCUCAUUCCUGGAAAACCCUGGAAAGGAUGGGAUUGGAGGUGCAAUAAGAAAUGAGGGUGGAGGGUGGAUAUUGGGAUUCGCCAAGCACUACCUCACUGCUAUCAACAAUCAAAUAGAACUUCUUGCAUUAAUUGAGGGACUAAAACUUGCUAAAGAUAACAAUCUCUUUCCUUUAGAAAUUAAUACCAAUUCAAGAUCAAGAAUAAGAAGACAAGGAGGCCCACGGCUCAUCCACUUCUAUAAGGUGCAAAAUGGCAUGACAGAUGCAAUAGAAAAACUUAGUGCACUAACAGUUAACUUGAAGGAAGUACCAAUUUUUGAAGUUCCACCAAUGUGUGCCCCGGAUACAGUUUGA